Molecule: messenger RNA, 3912 nt
Organism: Nematostella vectensis (starlet sea anemone)
Lineage: Eukaryota; Metazoa; Cnidaria; Anthozoa; Actiniaria; Edwardsiidae
Exons: 6
Coding region: 578-2950 (790 amino acids)
Biological process (GO): regulation of DNA-templated transcription
Cellular component (GO): nucleus
Molecular function (GO): protein binding
Source: RefSeq, a predicted model, not a curated record
GAACUGUACUGAAUUUAGCCUAGCGAAAAACUUCAGGACGCGAUGUAACAAAUACGGCGGUAUUUAUAUAUAUUUAUGUAUACCAGUUAACGCUUAGUAAUUAGGUUACCAUCUAAAAAAAAGGUGAACUAAAGUUUGACCGACCAGCCAAAGAUCGCUUGUAUCUGCGCCCCGAUACAUUUCUACACAAGAGACAGAAAAAAAGGCUUCACACACACACACAUCAGUUUCUGUUUUAACAAAUUGAACAAACGUUCGACAAAAUGCUGGAUCCGACAAAGGAUUACACCUUUAUCGACCUCCGAGUCAACAAGCAAGUGACAGAAGCCUGGUGGUGCCAUCAAACAUUAAUGCUUGUCUCUGCCACGAGAAUCGAAAAGACUGGCAAUUGUAUUGACAACAAAUUCGCGCUGCAAAUAUUUAACUCAAAUAGCGGUAUAACAGCUUAACGGUAUGUCAGCUUAAAUGCGUUUGACAAGGCUAAGCACCGCUUAGAGUGACAAAGAUAAAGAGGCUUUGGAAAUGGUGUCCGAGGCGGGACCCAUAGGUGCAAUGCGUGGCUGAAUGUAUCUCGCAAAUGAUUUUUAUGGGAUGCCAAAGAGGGGUAUUUGUUGCGUUGCUUUGGGUCUCACUCUUCUCCUUAACACAGGCCCUUCGCAAAUCUGACAACACCUACUUAUGGAAUAGAAAACAUAGCGAUGCUAAACUUGGUGAUGUAGCUGGCAUCAUCGCCCAACGCUCUGGAGUGACAUCAAAAUCUCCUGAUCCUUCGAAUAAGGACGCCCCUUUGCCUUCCCGGAAACGAGGUCUUUCCUCUAGUGAGAAACAUUAUGUUAGCUUCAAGAGAGCAAGGGCGACUCCAAAGGGUGACCAUUCGGGACAAAGUGACUAUGAGAGUAGGCCAUUGAGGCGUGAAGUUAUACAAAGAGUAGAGGGGAAUAAGGCUAAAGCGAUUGAAAAUGAGAGAAAUUCUAAAAGACUAAAAAACUGGUUUAUCAAGGCGCUGGAAAUGGAUGCGAUGCAGCUUGACAAAUUGAUCCAGGAGGCGAACCAUGCAAAAGAAAAUACGGCCGGAGAAAAGCGAAAUAUUGUGUCAUCAGAAGGAAUGGCAAGCAUGCUUGUAUCGCCAACAAUUUCACGAAGUACUACAGCGAAAAAUUCCUUCAAACUUGAACUACCAUUAACACUUGCAAAACUUCUCUUCCCCCAAGUCAUGAACAACUACGAGGAGACGGACAUACAGAUUUUUCCCACGAGGAAGGGCAGUGGGAAAAACUUAAUGUUGAGAGUGUCACACAAGAAGUUACCGGAGCCCGUGAACGAUGAGCCCGAUAGCAAGGGUGGAAAGUGCUCGGACGAGUGUGCGGCCUGCUGUCCGGUUUGCUGUCCGGGGGUGAUCUGCCGGCCAGUAAUGGUACCACGUCCACCAGUCUGCCCAUGUAAACAAGAAUGCAAUUUUUGCUGCAUCGAAGAAGAGAAACCAACGACUACAAAAAAGCCCACAACAAAACCAACACCAGCCCCCCACUCGUCACCUUCACCCACCCCUCCCCCACCACCUAUCAUACCCCCGUGCCCACCUGUUAUAAACCUCUUAAUCCCUACAGCCCGCCCCUGCAUGCCCCCACCUAUCAUCAUCCACCACCACCAUCACCACCCCUUUCCCGUGCGCGUCCCCGUUCGCGUCCCCUUUCGCGUCCCCGUUCGCGUCCCCGUCCCCGUUCGCGUCCCCGUGCCCAUACACUCGCCUGUGUACCCCACUGAGUACCCACCAAUACUACACCCCCCAGUACACGUGCUCCCACCCAUCGAACCCCCCACCCCUAUUAUACGGCUCCCUCCCCCUCCAACUAUAGACUACAUACCCCCUCUAGGCCCUCUACCCUCAUUCCCCAGGCAGGACCACGUGACCCCUGCGGAACAACCACAUGAUCACUACAUGCGGCCAACACCCAUCGGUACAGGCGAUUGCUAUGACCUAAGUUCCCGCUGCCCGGACUUUGCGCUGCAAGGGAUGUGUGACGCGCCGUCUCUCUUCUACCGAGUGUCACAAGUGCGCAGGCUAUGUAACCUCUCCUGCGGUCUGUGCAAAAGGUCAGCUGGUCGUGGGUACUGGCUUCGCCGAAAGAGUAAGAUCGGAAAAUCAACCAAACCAAACACGACGUCACUAUUAGAGGGCUUAUUGCGGACGAUACUCGAGAGUGACGCACACAAGAAACGGUUAGAGAAAGAUGAGCGAAAACGACAGAAUAUACAGCAUGGGAAGGAAGACGAAGAAAAGAAAGCACAACAUCGGAUAGCAGAAGAAGGGAAGACAAAGAGUGGGAUAGCAGAAAAAGGGAAGACACAGAGUGGGAUAGCAGACGAAGGAAAGUCACAGAGUGGGAUAGCAGACGAAGGAAAGAAACAAAGUGGGAUAGCAGAAGAAGGAAAGACACAGAGUGGGAUAGCAGGAGAAGGGAAGACACAGAGUGGGAUAGCAGAAGAAGGGAAGACACAGAGUGGGAUAGCAGACGAAGGAAAGACACAGAGCGGGAUAGCAGACGAAGGAAAGACACAGAGUGGGGUAGUAGACGAAGGAAAGACACAGAGUGGGAUAGCAGGAGAAGGGAAGACACAGAGUUGGAUAGCAGACGAAGGAAAGACACAGAGUGGGAUAGCAGACGAAGGAAAGACACAGAAUGGGGUAGUAGACGAAGAAAAGAAACAGAGUGGGGUAGUAGACGAAGGAGAGAGACAGAGUGGGAUAGCAGACGAAGGAAAGACACAGAGUGAGAUAGCAGACGAGGGAAAAACACACAGUGGGAUAGUAGAUGAAGAAAAGAAAACACUGCAUCGGAUAGCAAACAAAGAAAAGCGGCAAGAAAUGCAGCAUGAGACAAAUAAAAACGGAAAACAGAUAAACAAGCAGAAUAGCACCACGGACACUAAAAUUAAAAGUACAGAAUAAGGAAAGCAAAAUAGCAAAUAGUACUAGCACAUAUCGCACAUUAUACGCCCUUUUGUCUGAAUAAUCUCUGGGGGACUAUGCCGUGCGUUCGAGAAUGUCCGCGUUUACUACUGGGGUCUUUUAAAAAUGGCUGCCACGAAAUGGAAGAAGAAAGGUUUCCUGGAAAGUUUCCAUGACUUUUUCAACUUAGAGUUUAAUGCUACGAAAAAAAAACUGACGCGGAUAGAUGAUAUAUGACCAGGGGCGGAUCCAGGAUUUUUAAAUGGGGGAUGGAUGAUCGCUAGAUAGAGAGCUUGGUAGGCCACUAGACCUUACGUUCUUUCACACUGAAUUGGAUUUGUCGCGUCAGGCAAAGUCAAGCAGGCGAAGGAAAAUGGACAGUACCUUCCGUCUCUCAGACAUUUAUUUUCUUCAAACAAAGAGACUUUUCAAUUUUCUUUACCCUAAAAAGGUAAAGGAAGGGUAAAGGAAGGGGGUGGAUAUCCACCCAAUCUACCCCCCCCCCUGUAUCCGCCCUUGCUGACCGUUUUAUAAAGGCCGCGAGUGAAUAGAAAAUAUGUCUUUUUAGAAAGGGGCACUUUUACGCUUGUACUAGGACAAUAAAGGGGAAGAACGAUUUGAUGGGGAUAUACUAGUGAGAAAGUUAAAAGACUAUAUUUGGACAAAAAAUCUUACAGCUUUCAUCCUACAGUGCCCGGGCCCUUUUUCGGUAACUCUUAGUCUUUAUUGUUUUAAAAAAAGACCGGUGUGCCCCUUAUUUUUUCAACCAGUACACCCUACACACUCGUGCAUCCAUCUGAAUAACAUCUGCCAAAAUAGGGGGGGUUGAUUCAGAGAUGACUGAUUGGGGUUGAUGACAGAGAUGAUUGGGAGUGAAGUCACGUGGGACUUUGCCCCACGGUUAAUUAUGCCACUUACGAGCGUCUUUAAUGCUAGGAAAUAAAAAUGAAAACUCCACAAAA